AUGAUCAUCUUCCGCAGCUUAUUACGAAGCAAGACACAGGAAGCCUAUUAUGCAGUAAAAGAUGCAGGAAAUUAUCUUCCAAUAUGCAAUAUCCUUUUUGGACAAUCGAUACCAUUUGAUUUUGGUGCAAAUGUUGGUACCAACAAUUCGAAUGACAGUGUUGAAGAUAUUCUUAAAAAGUACGAUUGCCUCUUUAAGGAUAUUAAACGUUUGAACCCGAAUAUCAAUGUUAUCAUUUCAGAUAUCCUACCACGUGGUGAAGAUUUUUUCACAACUUUAAAUCAGCGAGUAGCAGCUUUGAACCGUUUACAGGUAAUUAAUAGAAAGAUUGUAGAAAUUAAUUCUCAACUUGAAAAGUACUGCCAAAAUCGAGAAGCGUUUUUUAUUUGCAGGUCGUCUCAUCAUUUUGGAGCUAAGUUAUUGGCUAGGGAUGGAUUACAUCUAAACCGUCUGGGGAACAAGAAACUUGCGGCAGUUUUCCUGGAUAAUAUCAAGAUUGUUUUGACUUCAAAGCCAGUUUCUACAAAGGUUUUUGGUCAAGAUGUUAAGCAUCUUUUAUGUUCGUGGCACGUACGCCAAAGUUGGUUCCGGCAACUAAAUUCUAAAGUGGUAGAUAAGGAAGUGCGACAAAAAAUGCUAGGAAAAUUAACAAAUAUAUUACAUGAAAGAAACCAGAUCACUUUUCAUGAUCAAAUAAUAAACGAUUGGCAGGAAUCUGGUAUGUAUUUAAAAGUCAAGAGCAAGCUCUGCCAGGAGAAUUUUCUGAAACUGAAACUCAUAAAUUUUUGAGUAAUAUGGUUGAAUAAUAAUAUUUAUACUCUAGUCAAGGAAUUUUAUCUGAUAUGUCUUUAUUUUCAGAAAUAAAAGAUGAAUAAAAACUUUGUAAAAUAAUUAUUAUGUAUUCUGAAUAAAGUCUGGGGAAAAAAUUA
This is a messenger RNA of Stegodyphus dumicola, 929 nucleotides long. RefSeq lists its product as uncharacterized. Lineage: Eukaryota; Metazoa; Arthropoda; Arachnida; Araneae; Eresidae. The record is from RefSeq and is a predicted model, not a curated record.